Diatraea saccharalis (sugarcane borer) is the source of this 2145-nucleotide messenger RNA. The record is from the annotation of a GenBank genome assembly. NCBI's taxonomy places the organism in Eukaryota, Metazoa, Arthropoda, Insecta, Lepidoptera, Crambidae.
AUGUUCUUGUUACUUUGUAUAUUUAUUGAAGUGAAAAUUGCUAAAUAAUUUGUGAUCACUUUGUUUUGAAUCGUAAAUGUGUAAAAAAGAAAAAUGCCUAGAUAUAAAAUGCGCAUACAAUGGGUAUUUAUAAACAAUGUUGUUUUCAAUGCCAUCGAGAUUUUUUAUAUGGAGUUAGUCUUUAAGUAUGAAGAUGAGGAAAAAGCUAUAGUAUAAAAUAAUAAUGACAAUGUAAAAUUAGAAAUAACAAAUAAGUGUAACGAUAUAAUCAAUAAUAAAGAAAAAAAGAUGUAGAUAAUUUUGUACAAGUCGUUGACUGCAUAAAAAAGGAUUAAAUGCAAUAAACAUGUCGAGUGAUAGAUAAUUGUAUUUUUAUCAGUUUAUGUGAUCUGCAAUGAUAUAUUGGUGUCUGAUAUUCAUACGAUAUUUAAUAUUCCAGGUAAUUUGUGAUCUUUUUGGUAAAACUGAGCGUAAAUAUUACUGAGCGCGUGAUGAGUUUUAGAUUAUCAAUAUUUUGAUCGAGCGCCGGUUGCAAAGCGGUCGUGUCAACCUCUGCUAAGCUUUAAGAAUAUUUAAAUUCAAAGUGAAGCAAUGUGUGCAUGAAACACAAGAUAAUGACCCUACAAUCGUAAAAGUGUGAGUGUACAAUAAGCUUGUGUAACGGUAGAUACACGACAUUUAUAAAUCGCGAGUGUUGAUUUUUAAUUUGUGUAAAAUGACGAUACAGGAUCAACAGACUAUCAGAAACUACAUUGAGAAAAGCCCUUCAUCGAUAACGAGAUGGGUGUCUUCACAGUGGAAAGGAAUUUUGGCCGAGUUUACAGCGACGUUAUUCUUGAUAGUAUUUGGAUGCAUGUCAGCUGUUCCGAUUGAAGGUUUGCCAAUGAAUCCUGUUAUGUAUACACCUCUGACUUUUGGUAUGACAGUCAUGUUUAAUAUACAGAUAUUUGGUCAUCUUUCUGGAGCUUAUAUGAAUCCAUUUGUGACAGUAGCUGCAAUUAUAUUUGGAAGGAUAUCGGUGUCGGUUGGAGUAGUAUACAUUGUAGCUGAAUUAGUAGGAGCCAGUUUAGGAUAUGGAAUUUUAAUCGGUGUUGCGCCAGUCGAUAUGGCAGGAGAAGGCGUAUGUUUGACAUUGCCUCAUUCGAAUAUAAAUGAAUGGCAAGCUGUUGGCGUAGAAAUAUUGUUAUCAGCAGCACUAUCUCUAGUUAACUGCUCAGUAUGGGAUCCAGUGAAUGAAAGCAGACAAGAUUCUGUACCCCUGAAAUAUGCGCUUACUAUAUCUGGCUUAGCUUUGGCUGGUGGUCCACUUACGGGAGGCAGUAUGAAUCCAGCAAGAUCGUUCGGUCCAGCUUUAUGGUCUAUGAGGUGGGAGUCCCAUUGGGUUUAUUGGGUGGGUCCGUUUGUCGGUGGUAUUGUGCCUGCGGUAUUCUACAAAUAUAUAUGGUUGAAGAAAAAGGAUUCUGAUAAGUUGCCUUAAUCAUUUAGAUAGUUCAUAGCAAAAAAAAAUAUAUAUUAACAAUAGUGGAUAGUGUGAACAAAGUUCAUUAUUAUGUUAUUUUAUUGAAGUUUCAAGAAGUUCUGUUAAAAACAAUAUAUUUUAAUAAUAAUCUAAUAAUUAUUGUAUUAUUACAGUAUUAUAUUUUUAAGAAGUGUCUAUUAUAAUUAAGUCUUUUGAUUAUUUUUAUGUAUGUGAUAUUUUCGUUAAAUUAAAUUGUAUCUUUCCUACUUAAUAUAUAUUUAUUAUGUACACACAUACAAUUUUACAUGAACAAAUGUAACAGACAUUAGUACAAGGGCACUGCUUAUUACAAAUUGAAAUUUCUACCAGCAGGCUCACAACAGGAAAAAACAGUAAGCUGGUAAGUGUGUAUACUCUAAAUGAAAUUAAUAUGGAAUAUAUAAAUAAAUACUAUUAUUUUGUUUUGAUUUUUAAAGUCAAUGAAAUACUUGUUAAUAUUUUGUGUACCUAUGUAAUCCUGAUUACUCGACUUCGGUUACUCUGUGAUCAUGACGCCUGCAACAUCGAUAAAUAUAAAGUCCAUGGUAGUAAUACAAUACUAAUAUACGGGAUAACAUCAUUCUUAGGUUAAUAAUCAUGAAUGUUUGGAACUACAUAUUUAUUCUUUUGUCAUGAUUUUCAGUGAC